AUGGCAAACAAGGCUACAAAAAAGUCCAAGAAGCCCAAGAACCUUCAACCACCACCCCCGAUCGAAUCCCCAAGCCACCAUCAGCCACCAGAAACCAUUCAAUUACCACCCGAUACUCCUCCCUUGGGCUUAAGUGAGACUGACUUCCCCUCGCUCCCACACAGCCCCGUCCUCGACAACACUCUCGGCGCCCUCUCCUCGCCCCCCAAGGGCGGCCGCCAGGAGCGUGACGCCGACAACAACCCCCUCAACACCGCUACCGACACUGCCAAUGGUGCCGCUUCCAACCUUGGCAUGGAAAUGCCUGGUGUGACUCCCGGUACACCCGGCAAGGAUGACAAGAGCAGCUUGCAGAUCAAGAUUCACCUCAACCUGCAUGCCAAGGUCCGUCUUGACCUCGACGCUAAGAUUUAUGGUGAUGUUGUCAUUGGACUGCUGUAA
This is a messenger RNA of Penicillium nucicola, 441 nucleotides long. RefSeq lists its product as uncharacterized. NCBI's taxonomy places the organism in Eukaryota, Fungi, Ascomycota, Eurotiomycetes, Eurotiales, Aspergillaceae. The transcript has a single exon. The record is from RefSeq and is a predicted model, not a curated record. The coding region runs from base 1 to 441 and encodes 146 amino acids.